Drosophila sechellia is the source of this 766-nucleotide messenger RNA. Its product is annotated as transcription elongation factor S-II. Lineage: Eukaryota; Metazoa; Arthropoda; Insecta; Diptera; Drosophilidae. The coding region runs from base 115 to 603 and encodes 162 amino acids. The record is from RefSeq and is a predicted model, not a curated record. The transcript has a single exon. Gene Ontology annotation, biological process: DNA-templated transcription. Gene Ontology annotation, cellular component: nucleus. Gene Ontology annotation, molecular function: zinc ion binding; nucleic acid binding.
UUAGACAUCUCUCAUUCUCCUGUCAACGAUCACAAUCUAACAAUCACAAUCUAACAAUUGUGCUUUCUGUUUUCGUUGAAUAAAUUCACUGCACUUUCUUUCGAUUUUGCCGCCAUGUCUUUUGAAGUUCGCAUGAAGUGCCGCGAAAUGUUGGCUGCCGCCUUGAAAUCGGGCCCUAUGCCGCCAGGAUGUGGCGAUCCACAUGACAAGGCCGCCCAACUGGAGGAUGCCAUCUACGGGGAGCUGUCCAGCUGCCAGGUCAAAUACAAGAAUCGGAUUCGAUCGCGUUUGGCCAACUUGCGCGAUCCGAAGAAUCCUGGCCUGCGCGAGAAGUUCCUUGUUGGCCUAAUAACACCCCAGGAGCUGUCCCGCAUGACGCCCGAGGAGAUGGCCAGCGAUGAUCUGAAGCAGAUGCGCCAGCAGUACGUCCAGGACUCGAUCAAUGCGGCUCAGUUGGGCAACGUGGAGGGCACCAAGACGAAUCUGUUCAAGUGUGAGCGCUGCCAAAAGCGCAACUGCACCCAAUUGCAUAUCCGGGAUGGCGACGAACCGCUCAUCACCUUCGUCAUGUGCGAUGAUUGCGGCAAUCGCUGGAAGAGCUAGACAUUCCUGGAUGGAGUCACCUCACAUGGCUGGAUACCACACACACCAACGCACACAAUUCACAGUAACUCAUACAUACCCAUACCCCACUGAUUUCCUGUUGCCUGCCUCAAUGUAAAUAAUACUUUCACAAAAACAUAUAUACAUAUUAUGGAAAUAUAUU